Helicoverpa zea (corn earworm) is the source of this 225-nucleotide messenger RNA. RefSeq lists its product as uncharacterized. The annotation marks the transcript as partial. The transcript has a single exon. The record is from RefSeq and is a predicted model, not a curated record. NCBI's taxonomy places the organism in Eukaryota, Metazoa, Arthropoda, Insecta, Lepidoptera, Noctuidae.
UCCUUUCGGAUUUCAAUUUCGUGUGUUAAUUGUGUAGUGAUUUUUUUGUUCAUCCUGCAUUCAAGAAGAGGAAUGCCAAGUGACUGUCGAGACUGUUUGGGAAUUCGUUAUCGAAUUAAUACCCUGCACCAAACGUGGAAGUGGCUGCAUCAGACAAUCGCCCUUCACGAAUAUCUGAUCUCCCUCUCGUCGGCUGAUACUGACGCUGGUUGCUCUAUGCACUAG